UGAUCUCAUUAGAACUCAAAACCUAUAACCUAAUAAAAAUGAAUUUGAGGGUGAAAUAAUUUAAUUCAAUUGCAGGCUCGUAAAAUAAUGUCUAUCUUGUAAAAAAUGCUAUAAUCCAAGUAAUAAGCACUAUGAAUUGUAUAAAACACUUUUUUCUAACAAAUAAAUCAUGUUCAACGAAGUCAUUGGGCUAUUGUAUUCAUAACUGCAGAAGUAUUUCCAAUGGAUAUAUUUUGAAUAAACUAGAAAAUCAUACCAUCAACGUUUUCGACCGUAACACCAAAAGUCUGCAACGAAAAAGAGCGGCAAUAGCUGAAGAUGUAAAUUUAUAUGACUACCUGAAAGAUGAAAUUGGAUAUCGACUUGCUGAUCGAGUAUUUGAUAUUAAAAGAAAAUUCAAAUUAGCAGCCGAUAUAGGGUGCCAUCGUGGUUAUGUUUCAAAACAUAUUUCUCCAGAUUGUGUCGAAGAACUGAUAUUGUGCGAUAUCAGCCAACAUAAUUUGGAUUCUGCAUCCGUAAUGGAGGGUAUCAAAGUCAGGAAACAGAUUCUGGAUGAAGAGCAUAUAGAGUUCGAUAUGGACUCGUUGGAUCUAGUCAUUUCUUGUCUGAGUUUACACUGGGUGAAUGACUUACCCAAGGCUUUCAAGAGAAUAUUGGAUAGUUUGAAAGAGGAUGGGGUUCUACUAGCAUCAGUAUUUGGCGGAGACACUCUGUAUGAACUCAGAUCGUCAUUGCAGCUGGCCGAAUUAGAGCGACGUGGAGGAUUAUCACCACAUAUAUCUCCUUUCACAGAGGUCAGAGAUGUCGGGAAUCUGUUAACAAGAGCAGGUUUCACUAUGCUGACAAUCGAUACUGAUGAAAUUGUCGUUAAAUAUCCAUCGAUAUUUGAGCUCAUGUGGGAUCUGAAAGGAAUGGCUGAAAGUAAUGCAGCUUUGAACAGAUCCUUGCAUCUUCAUCGAGAUACCCAGUUUGCUGCAGGGGCCAUUUAUCAACAACUUUAUGGUAGCACUGAUCCAGAAACUGGAAAAUUGACAAUACCCGCAACAUUUCAGGUAAUCAACAUGCUGGGUUGGAAACCGCACCCCCAACAACCUAAGCCUAUGGAACGAGGCACAGGAGACGUUUCCCUCAAAGAUUUAUACAAGCUCGGCGAGAUAAUCAAAGAGAUUAAGAAGGUUAAGUCAGAUGACAAGGACUGAUAGCUGUUAAAAGUGUUGGUAGGAUGUAAAAUGUUGUAUUAAAGCUUUGAUGUAUUUUUAAUAUAUUAAAAACUCUAUUCAGAUAUA
Molecule: messenger RNA, 1286 nt
Organism: Leptinotarsa decemlineata (Colorado potato beetle)
Lineage: Eukaryota; Metazoa; Arthropoda; Insecta; Coleoptera; Chrysomelidae
Product: arginine-hydroxylase NDUFAF5, mitochondrial
Biological process (GO): mitochondrial respiratory chain complex I assembly
Cellular component (GO): mitochondrion
Source: RefSeq, a predicted model, not a curated record